GUCACUUCCGGAAAGUUACGUGAAAAGUUACAAGAGUUUGUAAGUCCGAGACUUACAAGAGUUUUGAGAAUACCGUGUAAGUCAAAGUUACAAAUUCACGUAAAUAGUUACAAAUUGUUGUAAGUUACAAAGUUUUGAGAAUACGGCCCCUGAUCUGAUCUGAAUACAGCGCCAUCUAUCAUACAAUCAGGCUGACGAGGAACCUGGGAGAUGGCUGGGGUAUUUGACGUGGAAGAUGAAAGUAUUAUUUCCACAAUAUUCAAGGAUUCAUUUCCAGACAACUGGCGGGACAACCCAGACUUUGCACAGUACCUGGCAGAGCUCAGUUCUUUUGGAGUGGAUAAAUUAGGUCGUGAACCAGACAGACUAGCUGAGGACAGAGCUCAGAUCUUGGAGCAAACCCAGAACCUCGCUUUCCACAAUUAUAAAACUUUUAUCCAAACUGCAGAAUGCUCUAGAGACAUAUAUCAGGAUUUUCAGAUCAUAGAGAAGCAUGUUGGUGGAAUGUUGGAGAAAUUACCAACACUGUCCACUCAGUGCCAUCAGUUCUUGACCAAGGCUCAGGAAAUCAGCUCUAGUCGUCGUAUGAACUCCUUAACCCUGCAGCGUCAUACCCAGUUACUGGAGAUCCUGGAGAUGCCCCAGUUAAUGGACACCUGUGUCAGAAAUGGUUACUAUGAGGAGGCACUGGAGCUGGCCGCGCAUGUGAAGAGACUAGAGAAGAAACAUUCCAGUAUACCUGUGAUUUUGAACAUAGUCAGUGAGGUAAAGAAUUCCAUGCAGCUGAUGUUGAACCAGUUAAUACAACAGCUCCGCGCCAACAUCCAACUGCCUGCGUGCCUGCGUGUGAUUGGCUACCUCAGGAGAAUGGACGUCUUCUCUGAGGCUGAGCUCAGGAUUAAGUUUUUACAGGCCAGAGACACCUGGUUUCAAAGUUUGCUGAAUGCUAUACCAGCAGAGGAUGCUUAUUACCACAUCACUAAGACCAUAGAGACCAGCCGUGUUCAUCUGUUUGAUAUUAUCACCCAGUACCGUGCCAUCUUCUCUGAUGAUGAUCCAUUACUGACCACUAAAGAGGAUGGACCUAACGAGGGAGCCUUGUUUCAUGGCUGGGUGGUUCACAAGAUCUCCCAGUUUCUAGAGACACUGAAGCAGGACUUGCAGCGUGGUGUGGGAGGUCGUCUGGACUCAGUCUUGGGACAGUGUAUGUACUUUGGGCUGUCAUUUAGCAGAGUUGGAGCAGACUUCAGGGGUCUGCUGGCACCAGUGUUCCAGAAAGCUGCACUGGCUUCAUUUCAACAGGCUGUAGAUGAGGCCUCCAAUAGGUUUGAUGAGACGAUGCAGACUUACUCCUUCUUGACGGUGUCUGCAGGGUUCUCCAGUGCCGCAUACUCCAUGGGGAUACAGGCAUCAUCUUUGAACCCCCCUCUCAGUCUAAUGGAGCACCAGCCUCUGGCUUUGUACUGUAAUUAUAUCCUGACUGCCUUCAAUGACCUCAGACUGUGUGUGCCUCUCUCUCUGGCCUGUGAUGUUGCCACUGUCCUCCAGGCGUCACUGUGUAAGGUGGUGGAGAUGAUACUGGCUUUCCACAGGGCAGAGGAAGGAGCACUCAACGAGAAAGAACAUGAGAACUUUGUGAAGUUUUGUCAGCUGUUUGCUGAGGAGUUGGUGCCUUAUUUUAACAGGUGCCUGCAGGCACUUUUCCCUCCCUCACAGCUGGGACUUACUCUGGGGGUCACCGCUGUCGAUAUUAAUAAAAUGGUAAGCAUGGGGGGAGGGGAGCAUCAUACGUUAGGAAACAAACUUGGUGUUUAGUUCUGGUAGUUUGUAGGCAUCAGUUGACUUUUUGCUCUUUAUGAAAAUUAUCAGUGGAACAUUUUGUGUGAAGACUUAGUAACUUCU
Messenger RNA from Lingula anatina, 1902 nucleotides. RefSeq names its product conserved oligomeric Golgi complex subunit 8. The record is from RefSeq and is a predicted model, not a curated record. Gene Ontology annotation, cellular component: COG complex. Gene Ontology annotation, biological process: intra-Golgi vesicle-mediated transport. NCBI's taxonomy places the organism in Eukaryota, Metazoa, Brachiopoda, Lingulata, Lingulida, Lingulidae.